Molecule: messenger RNA, 1608 nt
Organism: Pseudophryne corroboree (corroboree frog)
Lineage: Eukaryota; Metazoa; Chordata; Amphibia; Anura; Myobatrachidae
Exons: 4
Coding region: 176-1369 (397 amino acids)
Source: RefSeq, a predicted model, not a curated record
UUAGUGCGGGCUGGCGGAAGUUAGGCGAAUGAUCUCUGCAAAGCAAUGCUGUUCUGUUAGAUGCUCUCCCUCCCGCCACCCUCCUUGCAGUAAUACGGGAGUGAGAGUACCGACGCUGUUGCAGACAGCACUCACAGUUAUCCUAGUGUUCCCGUCAGUCAGUGCGUUCUCUUGAAUGAUGUCGAUAGAGGGAAGAACGCUGCAGUUUGCAGAGUGGGAUACUGGGAAGAGAAGACUGAGAUACAUGUUCCUGUGCCCCCCCUGCUCAUUUACCUUAUAUCAUGGACAGAAAGUAGAGGACAACAUGAUUCCAGUUUUUCUAGGUACUGAUGUUGUUUCACAUACAGGAACUAGAACAGAAAAUCAUCCUAAACUCCAUGCAAAGUUUUCAAAGAAGGGUUUGUCUGCGAGGCUUAAUUUUAGCCCUGAUUUCAAGUUUGAAAGGCUGCGAUUACCUGGAGGACUGAAUAACUUGUGGUUCUAUAGUAUUCAGGGACUUUUUAAGGUGGCUUUUGACAUGUAUAGCAGAGAAGAACAGCUGGCAGUCAUUGAAAGUCUUCAGGGGCUGUGGAAGUCUCACCUUAAAGAUGAUCCUCUAAGCAAAUCUUAUGACCUAAAUAUCUGCCUCGGAGACAGAGAGUAUGAAGUACCAGUCUAUAACCAGGCAGAGGAACCUAAAAGCCAUGACCAAUUAGGCUGUUCCAGUCCUACCAAUGAAAUUCCUAGAGUUCUCCGCAGUAUUCCAACAGAACACAACUACUGCAUGACUAAGCAAGAUGGAGUUAGGAUUCCACAGGUUAAUGUGGGCAAUGACUUCUUUAUUCAACGGAUUAAAUGUUUGUGGAGCAUGUGUUCUACUACAGUAAUUAACCUUAGCGGACAAUUAAUGAAGACAGUUGUAGCUUUGUUAGAUGUUGUUGAACAAGCACUCAGUGGACAUAUGUACUUGGAUAAAAUGAUUACAAGCAUUGUGGAACUUCUAGAAGCAGCAAGUCAUUUGCAGGACAAGGACGAUACUGAGAAAGAGGGCUAUUCUGUAUAUGACAACCGAUUGCUGCUUGAGGUUAGCAGCUGGCUAGGAAAUCGGUUCUACAGUGAGAACGACCGUAUCAGUCAACAGGUGGAAGAAUUUAAGAGGAAACACAUAGAUCGCAUCUCAGACUUGCCUCCUGCUGAGGAGCUGAUUGCUGCUUUAUUUCCCAAUGCCAUGAAAGUUUUUUUACUCAAAUGGAUGGGACUGUAUGAUGAUGCUUCCGUAUCUAAACUGCAGAGUGAAUACCCAAUUUUACUUCUUAUUUUGGAAUUUGCAAAUCGCAAUCUUAUCACAGGAGUUGCUCAUGUUUUAUACUCCACUUUGAUAUGUAAAUAGCACAGUAGUAAUCCGUUGAAGGACUGUGACAAGUAAUUUAAGUGAGGACUUCUACCCGCUGCAUAAUUGCUAAUCAGAGUUCUUUAAAUGUUCUAAAUCUGUUAGCUUUGGUAUUUCAAUUUAUGCAAAACGCCAUAUUGGUGAGAUUGCAACCAUAAUGUUUAAUAUUGCUUUUAAUUUUAUUUUUUUAAUAUGGAUCUUACCUAGGGUUACAUAAACUUGUUAUUUUUUAUUCUUUA